Molecule: messenger RNA, 988 nt
Organism: Aspergillus brunneoviolaceus CBS 621.78
Lineage: Eukaryota; Fungi; Ascomycota; Eurotiomycetes; Eurotiales; Aspergillaceae
Gene: cnaB
Product: calcineurin regulatory subunit B
Exons: 5
Coding region: 90-671 (193 amino acids)
Molecular function (GO): calcium ion binding; calcium-dependent protein serine/threonine phosphatase regulator activity
Source: RefSeq, a predicted model, not a curated record
CUGGUUGAAUCGCGUUGAACAGACAAGAAUUUCAUUGGCCAUUAACACCCUUUCCCCUUUACAUUCCGCUCAAAACAUAAGCCCACACUAUGGACCAUUCCAGUGAGCCCAACAAUGCCGCCCUGUACGAUGCGCGCCGCCGCAGGGGCUCGGUCGGCACCUCUCAGCUUCUCGACAACAUAGUUUCUGCCUCCAACUUCGAUCGUGAUGAAGUUGACCGUCUCCGCAAGCGCUUCAUGAAGCUGGAUAAGGAUAGUUCCGGUACUAUUGAUCGCGAUGAAUUCCUUUCUUUGCCUCAAGUAUCAUCCAACCCGCUCGCCACGAGAAUGAUCGCCAUCUUCGACGAGGACGGUGGCGGCGACGUCGACUUCCAAGAAUUCGUUUCCGGGCUGUCGGCCUUCAGCUCCAAGGGCAACAAGGAGGAGAAGCUUCGGUUUGCAUUCAAGGUGUACGACAUCGAUCGUGACGGAUACAUCUCCAACGGCGAGCUCUUCAUCGUCCUGAAGAUGAUGGUCGGCAACAACCUGAAGGAUGUGCAGCUGCAACAGAUCGUCGACAAGACGAUCAUGGAGGCCGAUAAGGAUGGCGAUGGGAAGAUCAGCUUUGAGGAGUUUACGGAAAUGGUGGAGAAUACGGACGUUAGUUUGAGUAUGACGUUGAAUUCCAUCUAGUCGUUGGUCGGAUGCUAAGUGGUGUGUACCCAUGACUUUGGAAGUCGAGAGGGUGGUGUGUCUUUGAUCUCAAUUUCAUGGGUAUCUUGUUCCCGUGUGUGUGUGCGCGUGCGCGCGUGCGUGUGUGUGAUACGAUAAUUCGUGAUUCCCUUUCUCGUCUCUGCGCUGUUAUCUUUCCCCUCGAAUUAUUACCCUUUGCGAUUCGACAUGGAACUUGACCUUCAUUCUUGCAAUCUCCUGCUACCGCUACAACUGCGACUGCGACUGCGAUCGCGGCUGCUAUCUGCCCUGCAUCUCGACUUCGCCAACCUCAACUG